GUUUUUAUCAACGCGACUAAAUCCACGGCAGGUAACGUUUGAGGGAGCAAGAAAAAGGAAAAAAGGGACAGGGGCGGAGAGUUAUGGCGUCCUCUAGCAGUCUCUUAUAUGAAGAGCAGCUGCAGUGCUCCAUCUGUCUGGAUGUGUUCACCGAUCCAGUCUCUACUCCAUGUGGACACAACUUCUGUAAGAUCUGUCUGAACCAGUUCUGGGACAAACGUUCACAUUACCAGUGUCCAAUGUGCACAGCGGAUUUCCCCAAAAGACCUGAGCUGCGUGUAAAUACUUUUAUUUCUGAACUGAGUGCUCAGUUUAAAAUGUCAGUUCAAGUGAAACCCAGCAGCACUGCAGAUCAACCUUCGUACCUAAAACCUAACGGGGUUCUCUGUGACACCUGCACUAAGGAAAAGCUUGAGGCUCUAAGGUCCUGUCUGGACUGUGGGGUUUCUUUAUGUAUUACUCAUCUGCUGCCCCAUAAAACUACACCUAAAUUAAAAAAACACAAACUAAUUGACCCUGUGGAGAACCUGGAGGACUACAUCUGCCAGAAACAUGAGCGACCCCUGGAGGUGUUCUGUAGAGACGACCAGAUGCGUUUGUGCCAGUUCUGUAUUUUGGGAGACCACAAGAAUCACAACACUGUUCCUAUAGAGGAGGAAAGUCAAGAGAAGAAGAGUCACCUUGUGGAGACACAGAAACAUGUUCAGAAGAUGAUCCAGAACCGACAGGAAAAGAUUGAGGAGCUCAAACAGUCUACAGAACUCAAUAAAAAACACACAGACAAGGAAAAAACAGAAAGCAUGAAGAUGUUCAGUGCUCUGAUGCGCUGUAUUGAACGAAGCCAGGCCGACCUGCUUAAGGUGAUGGAAGAAAAGCAGAAAACAACAGAGAGGCAAGCAGAACAGUUCAUUAGAGAGCUGGAGGAGGAAGUUCUUGAACUAAAAAAGAAAAACAAUGAAAUGGAGCAGCUCUUACAUACACAGGAUCACCUCAAGUUCCUACAGAUUUACCCGUUUCUGCAUGGACCUCUACACAACAAAAAUUGGAAUGAUGUCAGAAAUAAUUCUCGUCUGAAUGUGGAGACACUGAGGAGAACCCUGCGUCAGCUUCAGGAGUCUCUGAAUGAGGAGAUCAAAAGACUUCCAGAGAUCGAACUGAAGAUAUUUCAACAAUAUGCAGUGGAAGUGACUCUGGAUCCUGAUACAGCAAAUUCUAAACUUAUCCUGUCUAAUAACAGGAAGCAAGUGAGAUGUGGCAACAAAGGACAGAAUGUUCCUGAUAACCCAGAGAGGUUUAAGCGUUGUAUCAAUGUUCUGGGAAAGGAGGGAUUCUCCUCAGGGAGAUUUUACUAUGAUGUGCAGGUCAGAGGGAAAACAGCUUGGGAUUUAGGAGUGGUCCAAAAGUCCAUUAACAGGAAGGGGGAAAUUACAUACAGUCCAAAGAAUGGAUACUGGAUUAUGAUGCUGAGAAAUAAGUCUGAAUAUAAGGCUUGUGAAUCUCCACUCAUCCCCCUUACACUGAAACAGGCUCCUCAGAAGGUGGGGGUCUUUGUGGAUUAUGAGGAAGGUUUGGUCUCAUUCUAUGAUGUUGAGGCCAAGUCUCAUAUUUACACUUUCACUGGUCAGACUUUCACUGAGAAACUCUAUCCAUUCUUCGGCCCUUGUCUUACUGGAGGUAAAAACUCAGCACCGCUGAUCAUCACAUCUAUUGAACAUUAUCUUUCCACAGAAACCGACUUUACACAAUAAGAAUUAAACCUAUAUACUCUGAAAUUACACAACUGCUUUUAAGGUUAGAAGAUAAGGUUUGAUUUUUUUUUUUUCUUUUCUCUGAUGUAUAAAAGUAAAAAAAAAAAUUUCAGUCAAAAAUCAGUCAAUCAAAAUCGUCUGUAAGGACUAUAGGAAAUCUAUCGACACAAUAUUUUAAUUGUUACAACUGUUACAAUUUGAUUGUUACAAUGUGAUCUAUUUGGGUUUCUGUUGUUGGCUGUUCUCUGAAAUACGCUUUAAUCUGUUUAGAGUUAACAUGAGAGAAAGGCAAAUAUUGUCUAUGGAGAGUAAUAAACGUGGUGAAAUCUUUUGUAUUGAAAAAAUCAAAAUAUAAAAGCAUAGUAAGACCCUCUUGCAAAUAAUUAUGGAAAAGCUUUGAUUCAGUCAUGUAGCCUUUACAUAUUUAAUAACCAUCGUCAUCUUUAAAACGUACUAC
Molecule: messenger RNA, 2205 nt
Organism: Ictalurus furcatus (blue catfish)
Lineage: Eukaryota; Metazoa; Chordata; Actinopteri; Siluriformes; Ictaluridae
Product: E3 ubiquitin-protein ligase TRIM39-like
Exons: 7
Coding region: 84-1748 (554 amino acids)
Molecular function (GO): zinc ion binding; protein binding
Source: RefSeq, a predicted model, not a curated record